UGCAGACAUUUGAUUCCUAAUUUGGUUUGCUGGGCGGGGAGCUGUUCCUCUGAGCUGCUAGUAGUCAAGUCACAUAGCUGGACAGUUACAUUCUCUAUGCUGGAUGCCCUGGAGAACAGAGAGCAGUAGCGGCAAGCGUACAAGUUCUGUGUGUGUUAGUGACUGCUGGUAAACAGUGGGGGGACUCCCAAAAAGAAAGAGAAGAGACACACCUCAAAGGAACCUUUUUAGUUUCUCUCAUCACCUACUGCAUCUCCCAUCAUGGCUAUAACCUUCCACUCAAGCCCUCUCUUUUGGACACGGUUGGCGGCCCUUGUCUUCUCCUGUGUGGCCUUCUCUGUGGCCGUGCAUGGUGGUAGACUCAGCCAUGGCACCGGAGACUGGUGCAUCUUCUGCUGGGCCUUCAGCUUUGCCGGGACUCUGCUCGUCAUCCUGGUGGAGAUGUUUGGCCUUCAGACCAGAGCUCCUGUCUCCUGGAAGAACUUCCCUAUCACCUUUGCCUGCUACGCCGCCUUGCUCUGCCUAUCUGCCUCCAUCAUCUUCCCCCUCUACUACCUCAAGGGAACCUCAGGCCAUGGUGAGAUCCGCAACUACCACAUUGUGUCAACUGUCUUCUCCUGCCUGGCUACCAUCGCCUACAUUAGUGAGGUGAGCAUCAGCAAAGCACGUCCGGGUGAGGUGGCUGGCUACAUGGCCACCGCCCCUGGCCUGCUCAAAGUCUGCGAGACCUUUGUGGCCUGCAUCAUCUUUGUCUUUGUCAGCGACCCUGUGUUGUAUGACCGUCACGAUGCACUCAAGUACUGCAUGGCAGUCUACUGCAUCUGCUUCAUCUUAUCAGCGGUCAUAAUCCUGCUGUGCAUUGGCGAGUGUACCGGCUGCCUCCCCUUCCCAUUUGCUCGCUUCCUGUCAGCCUACGCCCUACUGGCUGUGGUCCUCUAUCUGUCAGCGACCAUCAUCUGGCCCAUCUUCAACUUUGAUCCCAAGCACGGUGGAACCAAAGACAGGCCAUCUUCUUGUUACAACGCAGGGUUGUGUAAUUGGGAUAAGUACAUGGCAGUGGCUGUGCUUACUGCUGUCAACUUCAUCCUCUACCUGGCUGACCUGAUCUACUCCACUCGCCUGGUGUUUGUCAGUGCUUGAGGGAAGAGAAGGAGUGGCAGGCCAGCAGUAUGAUCCAAAUAAAAUUGAAUUUGGCAUGUUCUCAAACGCUGCUGAGGUGUUGUGAGUUCAAGCUAGUGUACACACUGCAACUCCGGCCUUUUUGUUUAAUGCAUCCACACUAACUGGAGGAAUGUGUGGGCCAUGAUGGGAACAGACAGUAGAGUAGUACCACAAGUAAACUGUUUUAUUGAUGUUGCUAUGGUUCUGGUAGCACAAAAUAGGAGAAAUAUUAGAAGUGCCCCAAAGAACUUGGACAAUCUUUGACUGAGGGUGUAUGAGGGUGCAAAAACAUUUUCAAAUACAUUGGCAAAUUCAUCCGGCCAACCUGGGACAUCAAACUCAAAUCUUAUACUUUUUUGGCACCAAACCUCACCUGCAAACCUGCCAAAUUCGAUUUUGUGUGAAGUAUACUGUCAGUCUUAGGACCUUAGAGAGAGAAGGGGGACAGAAGAGAGAGAAGUUGAGGUCAGUGGCUAUGUUUACAUAUACAACAUUAUUCCCCUAAAUUACCGAGGCUUUCUGCUCAUGUGUUGGAGCAUGUAAAUGUCAAACAUUACCUGCAGUGACCUGAAUAGACUCUUAUUGUGAUUAUAAGAGACUUGAAUGUUAUCUCUGGAACAUGCUGAUACUUCCCAAGACUUUACAAUAUCUUUUAAUCUACUAUAAUGGAAUACCCAUUGUAAUACCAAAAAUACACAAUUAUUUCAUUUACAGAGGUGUUUGUGACAUCUAGAUAUGAGUAAGCUAUGAACAGAAUCUUCUGACUUGAACAAGGCAACAACCUAAUACCCCCAAUACAUGUAAACAUAGUCUGUGAUGACAAAUGAAGGAAGACUCAAAGUAAAUGAUGGCUUUUUUGUGUUUGUUAGAUUUGUUUUGCAUGAUGUGUAUGUCAGUGCUCUGCCUUAAUUUUGUUUUUCGUUAUAAAAGAUUGUUUUUAACUCCUAAAAAUAUAAAAUAAUGACAAUAAAAUUUCAAAGAAAGUUACCUUUUUGAUAUUUUUUUUUAUUACUUUUAUAAUGUAAUUGGAUUUUUUGGUUUCCAGUAGUACGCAGUGCAGCUGUUUGAGUUGUGUUAUUAACUAAUUUUUAUGAGGUUCAAAUGAUUAAGAACUUGAAGUAGGAACAAAAAUAGUUGAUGUUUAAGAUGUUUAAAUGAAUGCUAGGCUAGCUUUUUGCUUCUUUUAUGAGACAUUUGUAUUUGCAGGCUACAAUCAUAUGGUAAGAAUAUAUAUGUGGGCAGAACAUGGGCAAGACUAUGGGCGGUUCAAGUGCACUUAAUGUUAUGUGUAUAAACUUCGGUGUCUCCCAGCCUAAAAGCAUCAUACCACUCAGUUCCCACAAUUAGUCGAUUGAGUACAUUAGUUUUGUACUGCUGUAAAAAAUAUUCGGAGAAAGAGACUAAAAGGAUAUUUCUCUCUCUCUCUCUAGAUAUUGUUCGUGUUAUAUCCUUUAACUUUUUUAUAUUUCACCGGUCGUGUUUCCAGUAUGCAUACCAUAUCAGUAUCGUAGGAAAUUGUAACCUGGUGUUUCAAUAAAACUAUAUGGUAAA
This is a messenger RNA of Monopterus albus (swamp eel), 2712 nucleotides long. RefSeq names its product myeloid associated differentiation marker b (gene myadmb). The record is from RefSeq and is a predicted model, not a curated record. Gene Ontology annotation, cellular component: membrane. The transcript is spliced from 2 exons. NCBI's taxonomy places the organism in Eukaryota, Metazoa, Chordata, Actinopteri, Synbranchiformes, Synbranchidae. The coding region runs from base 262 to 1140 and encodes 292 amino acids.